Molecule: messenger RNA, 1082 nt
Organism: Prorocentrum cordatum
Lineage: Eukaryota; Dinophyceae; Prorocentrales; Prorocentraceae
Source: the annotation of a GenBank genome assembly
AGCGCCAGCUCGGAUCUGGCCGUCGCCUGGGCGGGGUCAGCGAGCCCGCGCCAGGCGACCCCUGGGCCGCUGCCCUCCCCGCCCGUCCUCUCGUCCGCUCUCCUCGUCUCCACCCCCCGGGCCGCGGAAUGGUGGCGCCGCCAUGGUGCCCGACGGAGGGGCGCCCGCAGCGCCCUCCCCGGACGGCUGCCGAGCGGCGUGCCCAGGCGGGCCGCGCGCAGGCUCGGGCCGUUCAGGCUUUGCUGCGCGCCUUCAGCGGCAUGGAGCACCGCGGCUGCCGCCCCACGCGGCUGGGGGCCACCCUCCGGGACGCGCUUCUCGUGGCGCAGGCUGGCGAUCGGUGCGGAGCACAUGCUGACGAAGCCGAGAGCCCCGCGGUUGCAGCCGUGGCGGAGGAUGGAGACUUGUUAUUCACAAUGUCGCGCGAGGACACCUCCCAGAGGGCUGAAGCUGAUGCCGAGGCUGGAGGCACUCUGAUCGCCAGCUCGUCCGAGGUUGAAGCCCGUGCAGCGGAGCUGUCAGCUGAGAAGUUCGCCGCCGCAGAGGCCGCGAUGGCGGCAGCGCAGGUGGCGGCGCCCACACCCCUCAGCAGCUCGGCGUCGGAGUUCGUCCCGUUCAGCCCGCCGUUCCAGGAGUCGACGGUCGAGGACGGGGGGAUCGCAGCUGCGGCGCCUUGGGAGAGGAGCGAAACCCGAGCACGGCUGUUUCGGGAUGCUGACCUCCUUCGAGGCGCUGGAGCACAGAGAGGCGCCGUGCCGACUGGCCCACAAAUCAACUGGGCAGCCAUAGGCGACAGCGGAGCGUUCCCGAGUGCAUCGUCGGCAUCGCCACCCACAGGUGAGUGCCCGCAGUCGUGAAGGGCAGCCCCGCGGCGUUCGGGCGCGGCUCGAAUUUCUGGUGGUGGGUCUGGGGCCGUCUCUUCUCGGGCUUCCUCGUCGUGCCGCGGGGUCGGCGCGCAGAGUAGAGCAGUGUCGAAUGGAAUGCUCGUGCAGCGGAGGGCUCUUCACUCCCACAUGCUGUUUGUAUCGUGCCUGUUGGGUAGUGCAAGUAGCCUGUCUCGAGCAAUGGCUUGAGCGGUGGAC